CCGUUCAACGAUGAGACGUGCCCUCGCCUGCUUGUGGCCCGUGCUCAUCGCCAUCGGCACCUUCAUGACUUUCCUCACGCCUCCCCGAGUCAUUGCGAUGCCAUCUGACGCUGUUGCAAGAAGCCUCUCCCGUAGCAUGACAUCACGACUUAUUCAAACGCCUAUUCUUGUGGAUGAAGCCCUCCACACCGACUUCUGGGAACGCGCAGCACAACUCGGUGCUUUUGCGCGGAAAUAUGCUGAAUCUCGCAUAGACGAAGUUCAAACUACGUAUCCACAAUACAUCAAAGAGGUGGGGACCAUCAAGGACGCCAUCCCACACAUUGUCUUUGUUGCAGCGGGUUUCAGAGCCCGCAUAAAGCAAGCGAAUCUACUCAUGACGAGAGACGCCAGCAACAGCGGGACAGCGUCUGACGAUGUCUCUAGUGAAAGCGUCAUGGAUGACAUCGCUGACAAAGUAGACAAGAACCUUGCCGAGCUUCUCGAGGAGCUUUCAGCGGCGUUCCCGCCCCCAGACCAUGCGCUACAUCAUGUUGCAAGAAAGGACCUAGUCAACCAGAUACUAUCUCGCGCAGAAGACAUCAUUACACGUAUCUGUGUCGAAGCAGGCUUGCCGGAAGAAGAGGUGAGAGCGCAAUUGCGGUUGCUGCAUCCGUAUAUUGUCACAGCCGUGGUCACGAUCGGGGAUAUUGCUGAGCAGCAUCCAGACGUGGUGGAGAUCCUCCUGAUCACUGCGGCAUUUAUGAUCAUCCCAGAGGGAUGGAUUCUGCGCCCUGUUGCUCGGCUGUUCGGUAUUGGCCCUUACGGGCCGGUGAAAGGCUCGACCGCUGCAUGGGCCCAGCGAACGUUUUACGGAGGGGAAGUGAAGGCCGGGAGCUGGUUCUCGCACCUUCAGCGAGCGGGAAUGAAGCCCAUCAUUCAGCCUGUCAAGAAGGGUAUUGUAGGCCCAGUUGUGGGUGUAAUUGGUGUAGUGGGAUCUGUUUUCGCGUGUGGGUAAAGGGUCGGGCUAUACCAUUUCUCGGAUGCAAC
Molecule: messenger RNA, 1029 nt
Organism: Postia placenta MAD-698-R-SB12
Lineage: Eukaryota; Fungi; Basidiomycota; Agaricomycetes; Polyporales; Adustoporiaceae
Exons: 5
Coding region: 11-997 (328 amino acids)
Source: RefSeq, a predicted model, not a curated record